Messenger RNA from Telopea speciosissima, 1140 nucleotides. RefSeq names its product probable indole-3-pyruvate monooxygenase YUCCA10. Gene Ontology annotation, molecular function: NADP binding; N,N-dimethylaniline monooxygenase activity; flavin adenine dinucleotide binding. The transcript has 4 exons. The coding region runs from base 1 to 1140 and encodes 379 amino acids. Lineage: Eukaryota; Viridiplantae; Streptophyta; Magnoliopsida; Proteales; Proteaceae. The record is from RefSeq and is a predicted model, not a curated record.
AUGGAAGAAGUAGUUGUAAUAGUAGGGGCAGGGCCUUCAGGAUUAGCAAUCUCUGCAUGCCUAAACAUCCUUUCAAUCCCAAAUAUAAUCCUUGAGAGAGAGGAUUGCUCUGCCUCUUUAUGGAAAAAACACUCUUAUGAUCGUUUAAAACUUCACUUGGCAAAGCAAUUCUGUCAACUCCCUCACAUGCAAUUUCCCUCUAAUGCACCAACCUUUGUUUCAAAGAAAGGUUUUAUUGAUUACUUGGAUGACUAUGUUUCUCACUUUAACAUAAACCCAAAAUAUUGUCGAAUAGUCGAAUCGGCGGCGUAUGACGGAGUAGCCGGAAAAUGGCGUGUUUUGGCCAGAAAUAGUGUCUCAGAUCAGACUGAGGAAUAUGUUUGCAAGUUCUUAGUUGUGGCAACUGGAGAGAACAGUGAGGGAUUUAUUCCUAAUGUUAGAGGGUUGGAGAACUUUGAAGGGGAGAUUCUGCACUCUUCUGAAUAUAAGAAUGGAACCUCUUACGUGGAAAAGCAGGUAUUGGUUGUUGGAUCUGGCAACUCUGGCAUGGAGAUUGCCUAUGAUCUGUCAAACUAUAGAGCAAGGACCUCUUUGGUUAUUCGUAGCCCGGUACAUGUGCUCACCAAAGAGAUAGUGUUCCUAGGCAUGGUUCUAUUGAAAUUCCUACCACUCCCUGUGGUGGAUUCUAUAGUUGUGAAUCUUAGCAAACUCAAAUAUGGAAAAUAUUUGAGAAACAAAAUUCAAAGACCACAGAAGGGACCAUUUUAUCUCAAGGUAACCACCGGUCGAUCUCCAACUAUAGAUGUUGGGGCUCUGAAGAAGAUUAAGAAGGGAGAGAUCCAAGUUUUUCCUGGGAUAUCAAGCAUAAGAGGAAAUGAUGUCAUGUUUGAAAAUGGCGAUUUGCAAGAGUUUGAUGCUAUAAUCUUUGCCACAGGCUAUAAAAGCACGACUCGUAAUUGGCUUAAGGGUGGUGAGGAUCUUUUUGAUGAAAAUGGAAUGCCUAAAGUGAGUUUCCCGAACCAUUGGAAAGGAAAAUCUGGUCUCUAUUGUGUGGGAUUUGCAAGGAGAGGCUUGCAGGGCAUCUCAAAGGAUGCACAAAAUGUAGCUAAGGAUAUUGAUAUGCUUUUGAAGAUCUUUUGA